AUGGCUUCGAACAAAAGGAAGUCGGCAGCAUCUCCAGCACCGAAACCACGUCGAUUUGGUGAUAAGAUCGCUCUUCACCACUGCAAUGAUGAAAAGAAAUUCUCUCGAAAACGGCCAUCAAAAGCCUUAGCAGAAGGGAAAUCUAAGUUCUUGGGACGUAAGAGGAAGGUAUCGUCACCAGGUCAGAAGGAAAACCAAUGCACAGUCGCUUUGAUCACGAAGAACGCCAUUAGUCCUCUUCUGAAGGGGGAAGAGCAAAACAGAACCGAGAAUUCUGUUCCAUUUAGUGACAAGGAAUUACAACUACCAGAAGUGAGGAUGGUUGGCCACCUUACUGCGUUGCGAUGUCAGCCGCGGUUAAGUGAUGAACCUGUCGAUCUCGAGGUAUAUGCUAAGCGUCAUGAGAAACUGGAGAAAGAGGAGAAGCAAAUUCUGAGAAGGGAUCGAAUCUGGCAAAAUGAAGUCCGCCGUCGGUCACGUCUUCUGCGAAUCCAACAAACUCCUCCGCGUUUUCGUGAUUUCCGUAUCGUUGUGUUGAGGAAACUCACUCGUCAUUUUAAAUGA
Ostertagia ostertagi is the source of this 564-nucleotide messenger RNA. The record is from the annotation of a GenBank genome assembly. NCBI's taxonomy places the organism in Eukaryota, Metazoa, Nematoda, Chromadorea, Rhabditida, Trichostrongylidae.